UUGCUCUUCUACUUUCUCUAUAAAACCCCACUUUCUCUCUCACUCUUACUCACACAGUUCUUGCUCUCCCUCUCUCUCUUUUCACUUCCCAAGAAAACCAUACUUUCUUUUUCUCUUAAACCAAACAUCCAAGAAACGGUUACGUUUCGUGCAAUGGAUAUGAUGUCAAUGGUUCUUAUGGUCGUAUCAGCUUUUGUUGCUUAUUUGCUAUGGUGGAAAAUUUACUCUCGAUCUCUCAAUGGUCCAAGUGUAUGGCCCUUACUGGGUAGUCUUCCUGGUCUCAUCAAGAACUCUAAUCGCAUGCAUGACUGGAUUGCAGACAAUCUUCGGUCCAGUGGUGGCACGUACCAGACUUGCAUAUGUGCAAUUCCUUUUUUAGCCCGGAAGCAAGGUCUCGUGACUGUCACGUGUGACCCUAAGAAUGUAGAGCACAUCUUGAAGGCCAGGUUUGAUAAUUACCCUAAAGGUCCUACUUGGCAAUCUGCGUUCCAUGAUUUGCUGGGUGAAGGUAUCUUCAACUCUGAUGGUGACACGUGGCUAUUCCAACGUAAGACCGCUGCACUGGAAUUCACCACUAGGACUCUUCGCCAAGCCAUGGCUAGGUGGGUUAACCGAGCCAUUAAAAAUCGGUUUUGUCCGAUGCUCGAGUCGGCUCAGCUCCGAUCACAGCCGGUUGACCUACAAGACUUAUUGCUUCGGCUCACUUUUGAUAACAUUUGCGGCUUGGCUUUUGGUAAGGACCCACAAACUCUCUCGCCGGAGCUUCCUGAAAAUGGCUUCGCAGUGUCUUUUGACCGAGCGACAGAAGCCACUUUGCAACGCAUCAUUUUGCCGGAGGUUGUUUGGAAGCUGAGGAAAUGGCUUCGGCUUGGAAUGGAAGUCAGCAUGAGCCAUAGCCUUGAGCACAUUGACAACUAUUUGUCCGACAUCAUCAAGACACGUAAGAUUGAAUUGGUGAGUCAGCAAAAAGGAGUUGGCAUUGAAAACCCUCAUGAUGACCUAUUAUCCAGGUUUAUGAAGAAAAAAGAAUCCCAGAAGGACAAGUUCUUCCAACACGUGGCAUUAAACUUCAUCCUAGCUGGACGCGACACGUCAUCGGUGGCACUGAGCUGGUUCUUCUGGCUGGUGAGUCAGCACCCAAAAGUUGAGGAGAAAAUCCUUAUGGAGAUUUGCAGCGUUUUAAUGGAGACACGUGGCAACAACAUUUCAAAAUGGUUAGAAGAACCAUUAGGGUUUGAAGAAGUUGACCGAUUGAUAUACCUUAAAGCAGCAUUGUCCGAAACCUUAAGGUUAUACCCUUCAGUUCCACAAGACUCAAAGCAUGUGGUCGUCGAUGAUGUUUUGCCGACCGGAACUCGUGUUCCAGCAGGAUCAUCAGUAACAUACUCAAUAUAUGCCAUCGGUCGAAUGAAAUUUAUAUGGGGAGAUGAUUGCUUGGAAUUCAAGCCAGAGAGAUGGUUAUCAAUGGACGGUAAAAAAAUUGAGGUACAAGAUUCAUAUAAAUUUCUGGCAUUCAAUGCAGGACCAAGGAUAUGUUUGGGUAAGGAUUUAGCUUAUUUGCAAAUGAAAUCAAUUGCUGCGGCAGUGUUACUCCGCCACCGGCUGUCGGUGGCGGCAGGCCACCGUGUGGAGCAAAAGAUGUCAUUGACAUUAUUUAUGAAGUAUGGAUUGUUGGUGGAUGUACACCCAAGGGAUCUGAAGCCUAUAUUGGAAAGCAUAGGCAAGAAUAAUAAUAACAGUGGUAAAAAUGAGGUGGUAAAGGUAAUUAAUGGUAAUCAUCAUGUGGAGGUAGAAAUGGCUGCUGCGGUUGCUUGAAAGGAUUUGGUUUUUCCAUUUAUUUACAGAAAAAAAAAAAAAAAAAAGAUAUUGCGAAUAGGUUUUACCAUAAUUAUCUAUGUUUAUAAACAGAUUCACAAUCAUGAUGAUCAUAAGUUGUACGGUAAAUAUACCAUGAUUUAUGUAUCAGGUUUUUCAAUUCCUAUGUUUAAAAUAAAAAUAUAAGUGUCUUGAUUGUUUAAGGUUAA
This is a messenger RNA of Jatropha curcas, 2024 nucleotides long. RefSeq names its product cytochrome P450, family 86, subfamily A, polypeptide 7 (gene CYP86A7). The record is from RefSeq and is a predicted model, not a curated record. Lineage: Eukaryota; Viridiplantae; Streptophyta; Magnoliopsida; Malpighiales; Euphorbiaceae. Gene Ontology annotation, molecular function: oxidoreductase activity, acting on paired donors, with incorporation or reduction of molecular oxygen; iron ion binding; monooxygenase activity.